Eremothecium cymbalariae DBVPG#7215 is the source of this 1215-nucleotide messenger RNA. Its product is annotated as glycosyltransferase family 15 protein. The record is from RefSeq and is a predicted model, not a curated record. NCBI's taxonomy places the organism in Eukaryota, Fungi, Ascomycota, Saccharomycetes, Saccharomycetales, Saccharomycetaceae. The transcript has a single exon. Gene Ontology annotation, molecular function: alpha-1,2-mannosyltransferase activity. Gene Ontology annotation, cellular component: Golgi apparatus; membrane. Bases 1 to 1215 code for a protein of 404 amino acids. Gene Ontology annotation, biological process: protein N-linked glycosylation; protein O-linked glycosylation; cell wall mannoprotein biosynthetic process.
AUGGCGGUCAAUAUCAGCAAGAGGAUUAUCCGAUUGGGUCUUUUAUCUUCUUUUAUUCUCUUGUCAGUGGUGUUUCUAUCAACACAUUCGAAGGUUAAUGAGUUUAUUUUUGGAUCAAGUGUUGCUUCUGAUGCCGUGGCGAAGGGAAUUACAGAAGGUGGGGAGAAGCCUAGUAUAGUUGAUAAAAAUGCGUCGAAGGAUUUGGGUGAUUAUGCAGAACAUUUUGCUGGGGAUAUGGAAUCGACUGGGGAUUCUGAGGGGAAGCCAAAGGCGUGCUUCGUGAGCUUGGUUAGAAACGAAGCAUUGUGGGACAUUGUUCCUUCGAUACAGCAAGUUGAGGAUCGUUUUAAUAGGAACUAUAAAUAUCCGUGGGUCUUCUUGAAUGAUGUUCCCUUUACCGAUGAAUUUAAGCAUGUGGUAUCCAACAUAGUUAGUGGUAGCGUGGAAUUUGGUAUUAUUCCAAAGGAACACUGGUCAUAUCCUAAUUGGAUUGACCAAGAAAAGGCAGCAAAAGCAAGACAAGAGAUGGCAGAAAACAAUAUUAUAUAUGGUGGUUCUGAGCCAUACAGGCAUAUGUGUCGUUUCGAAUCGGGGUUCUUCUGGAGACAUCCACUGUUAAAGAAAUUCAACUGGUACUGGCGUGUGGAACCAAGUACUCAACUAUAUUGUGAUAUCAAAUAUGAUGUAUUCAAGUGGAUGCAGGAGCAUAAAAAGGUCUAUGGGUUUACCAUUUCCAUUAGGGAGUACGAGGCAACUAUCAAGACAUUGUGGGAAACAACAAAGCAAUUCAUGAAGGAAUACCCGAAUUAUAUUGAAAAAGAUAAUAUGAUGGCCUUUAUUUCCGAUGAUAAUGGUAAAACUUACAAUUUAUGCCAUUUCUGGUCAAAUUUCGAGAUAGCAUCAUUGGAUUUCUGGAGGAGUGAUAGGUAUAAAACAUAUUUUGAAUACUUAGACAAAGCAGGCGGAUUUUUCUAUGAACGUUGGGGUGAUGCUCCUGUGCAUUCAAUAGCUGCCGCUCUAAUGCUUCGUAAAGAUCAAAUACAUUAUUUUGCUGAUAUUGGCUACCAUCAUCCACCUUAUAGUAACUGUCCUGCAGACAACAAAUUAUGGUCUGAAGGCCGUUGUUCAUGCAAUCAAAAAAAUGAUUUUACCUUUGAAGGUUACUCUUGCGGAACAAAGUUCUACGAGGUUAAUGGGAUGAAGCGUCCUACAUAG